GGCUGGUAGCCGACCUCACAACCCCUUGGUUUCUUCCACAGAUCCCCCCCACCUUUCGACCACCCCCAACCCAGUCGCCAUCCUUCGCAUCUCCUUCCCUCGAUACCCAUGUCAAUCCAAGGCCAGCUUCUCGAGGUCACAGUGGUCGGAUGCAGCAAGUUGAAGGAUACCGAGUGGAUAUCCCGGCAGGAUCCCUACGUCUGCCUCGAAUACGCCACGACCAAGUUCCGCACCAGGACCUGCACAGAUGGAGGCAGGAACCCUUGCUUUCAGGAGAAGACGACCAUCCCCCUCAUCGAAGGCCUCCGCGAGAUCACCGUCGGCGUCUGGAACAGCAACACCCUCACCUUCGAUGAUUUCAUCGGCAGCGGCAGGGUCCAGCUGCAGAAGGUCCUCUCCGAAGGCUACGACGACUCCUCUUGGUCGCUCCAGUCUAAAUCCGGAAAGUUUGCCGGUGAAGUAAAGCUGAUCAUGCAUUAUGCAAAUGCAGGCAAAGCACAAAAACCUUGGAAGGCCGAAGCUCCGACGAGCUAUGGACAAACAGCUCCGGCGUACAAUCCGGCAGCUCGAUAUGCUCCUUCCUAUCCUCCGAUCGGAGGAUACCCUGCUGCGAGCCCUUAUACGGCAGCAUAUCCUCCAUCGCUGUACCCAUCACCAGCUAAUCCUGCUCCUUAUCAAACAGCAGCAUACCCUCCCCCACCAAUGCAGCCCCAAGCCUACCCAACUACUGCAUAUCCACACACCCAAGCAUACCCACAAGCCACCUACCCAUCUCAGCCAUAUCCCCCUCCACCCUCUUAUCCACCAGCACCUUACCCAGGGGUUUAUCCUCCACCACCAUAUUAAUGGGAGAAGGAAUGCGGUUGCUACUGAGAGUCCAGUGUUGGUAGCUCAUAUGUGCAGUACAUGCUACUGUGGUUGUGGCUUUUUUUUGUUCUUCUGUUGCAAAAAUGCUUGCUGGAAAGUUAAAAACUGGUUCAGAAUUGCUGCUAUCAAGAAGCAAUGAUGUUACAAGUAGUUUGUGGAAAUGCAUGAGAUUCCUUUUUUCCUAGCAAGGGCAGAGACUAUCUUUUGCAACUCAAAUAUUUCCUCCUCUCGCUGACGGAGCUCCUGUUUCAA
Molecule: messenger RNA, 1119 nt
Organism: Phoenix dactylifera (date palm)
Lineage: Eukaryota; Viridiplantae; Streptophyta; Magnoliopsida; Arecales; Arecaceae
Product: elicitor-responsive protein 1-like
Source: RefSeq, a predicted model, not a curated record